AUGACCGUCCAGGAAGGCAAGCGCCGCACGGGAAACUUCGAGACCAGAGGCUUAGGGAACUGGACAAACGCAUAUGUUCAAGCCAAGAAGCUGGUAGCUCAGAUGACCGCCGAAGAGAAAAGCAAUUUCACGUACGGAUAUACUUCGACCAUUAAUGGCUGCUCUGGAAACUCGGGCGGUGUUCCGCGGCUCGGGUACCCUGGAAUCUGCCUUCAGGACGCAGGCAAUGGGGUCCGUGGCACCGACAUGGUGAACAGCUAUGCCUCGGGCAUUCAUGUCGGCGCAUCGUGGAACCAGCUGCUCACCUAUGAUCGGGCAAUGGAAAUGGGGAGGGAGUUCAAGAGGAAGGGGGUGAAUGUUGCGCUCGGACCUGUAGUGGGCCCUUUGGGUCGUAUUGGCCGGAACUGGGAGGGCUUUGGCAAUGACCCAUACCUCUCGGGGGUUUUAGCAGGCGUUACCGUCCUGGACUACAAGAGUCUGUGA
Messenger RNA from Penicillium canescens, 483 nucleotides. RefSeq lists its product as uncharacterized. Bases 1 to 483 code for a protein of 160 amino acids. Gene Ontology annotation, molecular function: beta-glucosidase activity. The transcript has 3 exons. Gene Ontology annotation, biological process: glucan catabolic process. The record is from RefSeq and is a predicted model, not a curated record. NCBI's taxonomy places the organism in Eukaryota, Fungi, Ascomycota, Eurotiomycetes, Eurotiales, Aspergillaceae.